AUGGGCAAAAAUCGUAUUAUGGCUCAGAUGAAAAUCAAAGUUAUAUAGGAGGGACAUUUAGGGGAAAAUGUUGCUCCUGUAAGGAAGGGAAGAGUGAAAUUGAUUUGGGAUGGAAUAUAUGUUUCUCUAAUUUGGUCGGGAAGCGCGAGCGGGAAGAGAGGAGGCAGGCGGAGGAGGAGUAAUAAGCAUUUAAUGGUAGGUAGAUGAUGAUAGGUAUAGAUGAGAAGGAAUGUUAGUUGGAGGAGUAGUGUUGAAGAUUUAAUAUAAUCGAAUUCCAUACCAAAGCUGGCACAUGGGGUACUUUUUUUCAUCUGCUUUAAUUUUUAAUUAUUUUAUCUUGAAUAUCAGCGUUGAGGAAGUGGAGACUGAAGUGCGGGUGGGAGCGCAAGUUUUGGAACCAGUGGGGCUAUCUCCGGAUUUAGGGAGCAUGGCAAAUGCCAGUGUGGAGAGUUUCUCUAUCCAGCACGAGUUCGAAAAAGGAGUGAUCAUGUGGGUGGUUAAGGUGAUGAGUGUACUUGUCCGAAGUUGUUUUCUUUAUAAGAGGUGAGGUAUGUGCAAUAAAAAUUUGGAUUCAGCAUUCGUUUUGGUUGAUGUACUAUUCUCAUCUAAAGUGUAUCUCAGACCCUACGGAGGUAUUCUGGCAAAGUGGAUUUUUAGAGGAGUGCCAAUGGGAUGGCCUCGGUUGGAGCGGGAGUGGAAUGGAUCAAAUUUAUUUGCAGAGUACAACUAUAGCUACAACCUGGAGGGUGUAGGUGGAUCGGAUUUAUUUUGGACUAGUAAGAACGAUGGUGGGAGGCAUGGUCAUGGAGAAGUAAUUUUAUGGUGGGGUGCAUCUCUUUCUUCUAGCUCUUGUUUGCUAGAAGUGGCUAGGAAGGCAAUCAAGGGUAGACGAAGAAAAGAGUGCGCAUCUAAGUCGGCAGCCAGAAAUCGUUAUCAUGCGUUUAGUGGAGUUCCAAAAUUGAUGUGCAGCAUAUUCAUAUACAAAAGUAGGUUGUAUAGAUUUGGAUAUAUAGCGGUGGUGUGAACCCCUAGCUAUUAUGUGAGUGUCAUGCUGACUAUAUUCAUUGAGUAUUUUUAUUGUGGCUCGUAGUCGGCUUGAUGUGACAUAUGGGUAAAAGUAGUUUGGAAUUAGAGACGUGGUAAAGGCACGCUCAUCGAAAAGAGUGAGUAUAAGAAGAAAUGAAUAUUGCUACAGGGAGUAGCAUACUACCCUUUAUUAUGAAACGAAGAAAGAGAUGGCAACGAGUUGAGUUAUCAAUAUGAUGCGUCGAGGUUUAAUGAGG
Amoebophrya sp. A25 is the source of this 1283-nucleotide messenger RNA. NCBI's taxonomy places the organism in Eukaryota, Dinophyceae, Syndiniales, Amoebophryaceae. The record is from the annotation of a GenBank genome assembly.